This is a messenger RNA of Colossoma macropomum (tambaqui), 1353 nucleotides long. RefSeq names its product transmembrane protein 186 (gene tmem186). Gene Ontology annotation, cellular component: mitochondrion. The coding region runs from base 4 to 858 and encodes 284 amino acids. The transcript is spliced from 2 exons. Lineage: Eukaryota; Metazoa; Chordata; Actinopteri; Characiformes; Serrasalmidae. The record is from RefSeq and is a predicted model, not a curated record.
CACAUGACGUCCGUAGCGCUGGAGAAGGACGUGUAUUAUCAUAUGGUGGUGAAGAGCGUUACCACAACACUUACAUACGCAAGACAGAGUCCACUAUCUGCGGCUUUGUGGGUGCGUCGUAAUAAUGCGAGGGGACGAAUGGCAGGACGGAUUUUCGCUGAGCCUCAACUGAGGCCACCACGUUUGAUCCACCUGACCUUGUCCUUAGCAGCUUCUGGACGCCGAUGUCACCAUCCACCCCAGAGUAUCCGCCAGCUCCUCUUCUCUUGCACACAGGCAAGGACAAAAUGUGUGAGUCGGACAGCUUCCGUCACACUAAAGCACACUUCACUCUGCUUUCCACAGUAUCAGGCUCUUGCGGCCUGUUCUGAUCUCGCCUCGCAGGAAUACUCGUUAAUCUAUGCCUUCCCAGCCAUCAGAGGACUGCGGGCGCUCUCCAGACUCAAGCUCCUACAAACAGGGGUCACCGCCGCUCUCCUGCCCACCGUGUAUUACUUCUACCUACAAGGACAGGCGUCCGUCACUCUUCUGACCUACACCACAGGCAUAGCUGCAUUCGCAGCCGUUAUGCUCUACACCAUAAGCCACUACAUCAGGCGAGUGGUGGGGAUGAUGUACCUGGACUCGACCCAAAGCACCUUAAAAGUGUCCCAUCUCUCUUUCUGGGGACACAGGAGGGACGUGUACCUGCCUGUGUCGGACGUCAUGACGCUGGGAGAUACGGGCGACUCUCCUGGUGAACCCAUCCUACGGCUGAAGCGAUACAGCUGCUCCGACACACUGUAUUACUUCCCCAGGCUGGGACGGGUGGUCGACAGACAUGGCUUUGAGAAAGUGUUCGGGACUUUGACACGAUAGGCGUGUGCGUCAUUGACCUGUAACCCUUUAAAUUAUGUCUGAUGUAUUAAUUAUUUGCUGUUUAAAAACAGAUAAAGUUGCCAAAAAAGUUUCACACACAGCUGUUCUGGUGUAUUUUAUAUUCUUCAGAAGGUUCUUUAGUAUUGACCAGAUUAAUCUCCCCCAAAAAACUUGGGGGGAAAAGUCUGAAAGCUGAAUUUUACUCACUUUUGUUUAAAUAAAAGUUUCAUGUGGUAUUUAAAUAUUACUUAAGUGUCAAAACAUACCAUUCACUCCCCCGUCCACAUAUUCAUUACAUAUUUCAAAACUGCCAUCAAAAACUCUUAAGUACAAUGAUUUUUUUAUUUAAUAUUUUACAUAAUGCACUGCACAUAAUCCAUUUAAACAAGGCUAAUUAAGUUACUCAGUGUUCUUUAGGUACAGACGAUAUCCACGACAUGCUCAGAAAAGCAUACAAUCACGAAAACAAUAAAAUGUUGUAUUGCCACCCCUUCA